This is a messenger RNA of Talaromyces rugulosus, 1296 nucleotides long. RefSeq lists its product as uncharacterized. The transcript is spliced from 4 exons. The coding region runs from base 1 to 1296 and encodes 431 amino acids. The record is from RefSeq and is a predicted model, not a curated record. NCBI's taxonomy places the organism in Eukaryota, Fungi, Ascomycota, Eurotiomycetes, Eurotiales, Trichocomaceae.
AUGGCCCAAGACAACAGGCCGUUUUUGUUCCCCAAAAGAGAGAGACUUCCGACCAUUCACGAGGAUUGUUGCACCACCCCUCAACCGAGCCCGAAGCGCUCUUCCUACUUUCAUUUCUUCUCAUGUACAGGCCUUGUCAUCUGCCUUCUACUGAUGGGCCGCAAACUCACCACCCAUACAAGCAUCUUCAACAAUAAAAAUAUUUAUCCAGGCUUGUGCAACACCACCCUGAGCAAACUCGAGCUGGUCCUGUCGACAACCCGGGGAAGCAACAUAUCAUGGAUCCAUGAUCAUCUGAGCAGCUGGCCUGCCAACAUUUACCGUCUCGACGACCCGCACACUCUUUCUCCUUCUGUGCCUUCAACUAAGGGCGGCCAGGCAAUGGCUUAUUUGACUUUUAUAAUCGACCGGUAUCGCACCCUGCCCGACGUGACGGUCUUUUUGCGUGACAAACGGUAUAUAUGGUCUAAUGAUAAUCCUCUUUAUGACAAUGUAAUUUCAGUCGUCGACCUGCAAACCUCUUUCGUUCAAUCUGCGGGAUACGUGAACCUGCGUUGUGCGCUGCAAUGGGGAUGUCCCGCGCAGCUCGAGCCUGCACAGCUCACGCGCGAGAAGACGAUAAACACAUUGAAGCCAGCAGAACUGGAAUAUCCUUUCGAAUUCAUUAAUCUGUUCCCCGGUGUUGAGUUGCCUGAAGUAGUUGGGGUACCGACUGGCAACCAGUUUGCUGUGUCUCGAGACAAGAUUCUUGAGAGACCGCGAGAAGAUUACAUCAAAUAUCGACAGUGGCUGAUGAACACGCCUCUGGAAGAUGAGGUCGCCAACGAGAUUCUGGAGUACUCCUGGCACAGUAAGCUUUCUCUUCUCAAGUACCUGUUUAAAGAGCAGCGAUCUGACUCAAAUACAGUGAUAUUCGGCAAGCCUCCGCAGUAUUGCCUCAACCCUCAAGAAUGCUACUGCCAGACGUUUGGGCGUUGUGACCUGAGAGAGAGCGAUCACCCAAAAACACCCCCUCAGGUGAAAGGAAAACAGGACGCCGCCAAUGGAUUCUCACGGGCAUCUGCAAAGUUUUGUGAGAGCCGAAGGAUCAGCCUGCAGAUCCAGGACGAUCUGGAUAAGCAAGUUCACGGCCGCAACACGGUAAAAGCAGAAUCACCACCACCAAUGCUGGCAAACGCAUCGAAGGACGAGAAGGAACUACAGCUCGAUGUGCUGCUGUCGAUCGACCACAAUCUGGAUCGCAUAGCCAAGACAUUGGAGGAACUAGUUGAAAGCAUUCCUCUGGUUGCAAAGUAG